Molecule: messenger RNA, 3470 nt
Organism: Ictalurus punctatus (channel catfish)
Lineage: Eukaryota; Metazoa; Chordata; Actinopteri; Siluriformes; Ictaluridae
Gene: pank2
Product: pantothenate kinase 2
Exons: 7
Coding region: 168-1469 (433 amino acids)
Biological process (GO): coenzyme A biosynthetic process
Cellular component (GO): cytosol; nucleus
Molecular function (GO): ATP binding; pantothenate kinase activity
Source: RefSeq, a predicted model, not a curated record
AUCACAUGGCUAAUGCUUGUGUUCUAAACACAGAGAUGAGAAUUCGGCUGGAGAAUUCGCGAAUAAUAAUGUUUAGAUUAGUUACGGGAGGAUGUGUCCGAUUUUAACGCUCUGGUUGUAACUUUAAAAGCUUUCCAAGAAAAAGAAAAGGUGGGCGCACCUCUGUCAUGGAGCUGAAUGGUUACCACUGUGACAGUGAGCUCAAAGAUGAGGACACGAUGGAGACACAGCUUCUCCGCUCUAGGGCCGAAGCGCCUUGUGGCUUCGUCGGUACAGCGGAACUGGAGCGCAGUCCUGCCGGGGGAGGCGCCCACCCAGAGCGGCUGGUGUCGAACUCGAGCUCGGGGAGACAGAGGAUCGACUCGCUGAAGAAAAACAGGCCGCCUUUCCCAUGGUUUGGCAUGGAUAUAGGUGGUACUUUGGUCAAGCUGGUUUACUUUGAGCCCAAAGACAUCACCGCAGAAGAAGAGCAGGAGGAGGUGGAAAGUCUGAAAAGUAUCCGCCAUUACCUCACUUCACACACAGCCUAUGGUAAAACGGGCAUCCGAGACGUGCACCUGGAGCUGACUGACCUGACUCUGUGGGGGCGCAGGGGCAGCCUACACUUCAUCCGCUUUCCCACACAAGAGCUCCCAGCUUUUCUGCAGAUGGGCCGAGACAAGCAUUUCUCCAGCCUGCAUACCACUCUCUGUGCCACUGGUGGUGGUGCGUACAAGUUUGAGGCUGAUUUCCGCACGACGGCAGACCUGCAGCUUCUGAAGCUGGACGAGUUAGACUGUCUGAUUAAGGGUGUCCUUUACAUCGACUCGGUGGUCUCAAAUGGUCCCCCUGAGUGUUACUACUAUGAGAACCCCACAGACCCGGAGCACUGCGAACAGAAAGCCUACAAUCUGGAGAACCCUUACCCUCUGCUCCUGGUCAACAUCGGAUCCGGUGUCAGCAUACUGGCCGUCUACUCCAAAGACAACUACAAACGAGUAACUGGUACCAGUUUGGGUGGUGGUACUUUCCUCGGGCUGUGUUGCUUGCUCACUGGCUGCUCUACCUUUGAAGAGGCGCUGGAAAUGGCUUCGAUGGGAGAAAGCACUCGUGUGGAUAAACUGGUCAGAGACAUUUACGGGGGUGACUAUGAGAGAUUUGGCUUGCCAGGAUGGGCUGUUGCUUCUAGUUUUGGGAGCAUGAUUUGCAAAGAAAAGCGAGAUUCCGUCUCAAAAGAGGAUUUGGCUAGAGCCACACUUGUCACCAUCACAAACAACAUUGGUUCAAUCACACGCAUGUGUGCACUAAAUGAGAGCAUCGAGAGAGUGGUGUUUGUUGGGAACUUCUUGCGGGUGAACACAUUAUCCAUGAAGUUACUGGCAUAUGCUAUGGACUACUGGAGUAAAGGACAACUCAAAGCUCUGUUCCUCAGACAUGAGGGCUACUUUGGUGCUGUUGGAGCGCUGUUGGAACUGAUGAACUCCUCUUGAUCACUGCUGUCUCCUCAAAAUUCUCAGUAACUCUGGAGGUUCACCACAGAUGCCUUCAAUGUCUGGCUGUUAUCCCAUGAGAAAAAGUAAUGAUACAUGUAUUAUUAAUGGACAUUAGUAGUUGUGUAUAAUGUCAUCCCUUAGCUGUACUAUAGUUCUGGUGCCUAGGUAUUGACUCAGGUAAACCUUUUAGCUUUUGGCCAAUUCUUUUGGAUCUGUACAGCCAACUGUCCCCAUUGUCUUCUUGGUCAUGAACUCUUGCUAAGAAGAUCUCCAUGGUAAUCUUUUAGCCAAGGACAGUUUUUACUGCCAGUUACACUAUUGCAUUAUUUUGGUAUAGUGCUAAAGGCAUAAGCCAUGAUAUAUAAGGCACUUCAAUUAAAUGUGAAUAGGAGAAAUGCACUUUCCAUAUUUCACAAGUCAGGCCAGUCAGUACUUUCCUUUUGAAUUAAGGAUCAUAAGUGAGGCAUCGUUUUUAUCGGUUCAGAAGACAUUCAUUAUUAAAACGUUUAUUAUCUUGAAAUCAUUCACUUUUUUUUUUAAACAAUGAUGUACAUACAUUUCAAGAGUUGUUAAAUAUAUAGUUAGAGAGUUAAAGACACAUUUGAAUGCACCAAUGAUAAAACGAUCAGAGUCACAUUGUGCUUCAAUUCCAGAAUUUGAAUUUAGAAGUUCAAAACCUUCUUAUGUCAUAAUAGUUGAGAACAGAGAAAAUCUUGAUAUGUUCACUAGACCCAUUCAUAGUCUUUAUGAAGACACCAAAAGUUAUCAGCCAUUAUUGUUUACGUUGUGUUAAUUGAAGCAUGAAAAAAUGCUUGCGUAGACUCUGAUCUUUCUUUCGUGUAUUCACAGUAAUACAGUGAUGAACUUAUACUAAUUUAUUCAACUGAGCAUCAUGAACAUCACUUAAAUACUGAAAAUUCACAGAAUAUACAUUAUACACCAAUCUUAACUUGAAUAUUAUCCACAAUUCUGUCAUUUACAGGGAGUUCUUUUUCUGCCUUACUUCCAUGUAUCUGUCUCUUCUUUGGUUUAUCAGUCUGUUGAGGAUACUCAUCCUUGUUGUUUGAUCUAGUACUGAAGUUUGCUGAGAGCAAUUACUAAUGAGAUAUGUUGAAGAAAUUUGACAGUAAGUUAACGGUGAAAUUCACUCAGCUGGGUGUCCGCCAUUACUCAAAGCCUAUUGGCUGAUUUCAGUCAUGUGACUGGACUGUGAACAUUUCCUCACAGUAGGCUAUGGACUCUGAUCAUUUUUCCAUAGCAUGGCUUUAUUUUAAAUUGAAAAUUCUGUGACCCUGAUCUUUCUAUCAGCCAAGUACAUUCAUGAGAUCAUUCUUCAAUGCUCAAUCAACAGCCGUGGAUGCACAACUCCAAAAAUACAGUUUUGUGACUUUGAUCGUUUUUUCAUUGUGGUCUUCAUUUAUUGUUGCUGUAAAUUUUUUAAUAUGGCAUACGCAGAAUGACCAUUUGAAUUGUCCGAAUUGUAUUGUAUAUUAAUGUUAUUUUACAAAAGAAACGUCUGCAGUGUUGGGCCUGCAGACAGUAAAAAUGUUAUGGGGAAAACAUGGGCCAUCAGCUUUCAAUUACCUUGCCCGCAAAUGUAGAUAGAUGUACCUUGCCUCCUGGCGAGCAUAUUUUCAUGCAUUUCUUUUAGUGUCUGUAUGAAUUUCAUAAUAGCUCUAUGGAAGUCUGGACCUUCAGCUAUACUAGGGACUAACCAAAGACAUGGAAGUUACAGGGAUUGUGGUCCAACAGUUCUGCUUUUACCUCACAGUAAAAUUGUAACUUUCUUCCCUAAGCUUUUUGGUACAUUUAAGUUUUAAAUAAUGAAUACAUAUUAAGCAGUUACAGCCUAGUGUGCUGUAUGACAUGAGAAGUGCCUAAAUAAAAGACAAUCAUGUGACGAAGCUGCUUCAAAUGACAGGUGAAAUGUGGCUUACAAGGAAUGUAUUGAGACCCAGCUUUGUACUUUUUGUUUUAUAAUAAAAAAUAUUUAAAUUA